Messenger RNA from Fusarium oxysporum Fo47, 2169 nucleotides. RefSeq names its product ATP-dependent RNA helicase DBP5. Gene Ontology annotation, biological process: poly(A)+ mRNA export from nucleus. The record is from RefSeq and is a predicted model, not a curated record. Gene Ontology annotation, molecular function: ATP binding; RNA binding; RNA helicase activity. The coding region runs from base 338 to 1792 and encodes 484 amino acids. Gene Ontology annotation, cellular component: nucleus; cytoplasmic stress granule. Lineage: Eukaryota; Fungi; Ascomycota; Sordariomycetes; Hypocreales; Nectriaceae. The transcript has 4 exons.
CCCGCCAAAACUUUGGAGAAGGAAGCUUCCCAGUCCAUUCACCUCCCAUCACCGCGCGGUAACUGGCAUGAGCUUUUGUUUAUGCCUACCCACCUGCCUACCUGCCUGAGUAUUUCUCUCGACUUAGGCUAACCCAUAUCCCAACCUUUUCGAAGCCUUUUCGGCGUCGGCUCGUGCAGGAUAAAGGAACAUCGUGAUCUUGCCGGGCAGUUUGUUUUCUAGCGCAUGCUCCAGGGCCUCGAGAACUUUACCACCGCCUCCCUCCACCGUACCGACUUCUCUCCUUCCACCUUGCGAUCGCCGAAACCUAUUCUUACAACAUAACACGACACUCGCCAUGGCUGAUCUUGCGAGCCGAAUUACAAAGCCUGAUGAGGCUGCUGCGGAUCCUCCAGCCGACAGUGCUCCCGCCUCUACUGGCGAACUUGGUCAAGCCGACGGUAACAUCGAGGACCUCGGUGGCUCUGGUCUCCAUGAGCCUGAAUGGGAUGUCGAGGUCUCCCUGAGCGAGCUACAGAACAAUGAAGCUACUCCCUUCCACUCUGCCACCACUUGGCAGGAUCUUGGCCUCCGCGAGGAUAUUCUGAAGGGUCUCCUCAGCCUUAACUUUCUGAAGCCAUCCAAGGUACAAGGCAGAUCACUUCCGCUGAUGCUCAGCGAUCCGCCGCGAAACAUGUUGGCGCAGUCCCAGUCUGGUACUGGCAAAACCGCUGCCUUUGUGACCGCGAUAUUGUCGCGAGUUGACUUCAGCAAACCUGACCAGCCCCAAGCUCUUGCUCUUGCACCUAGCCGAGAGCUUGCGCGACAAAUUGAGGGAGUUAUCAACGCCAUCGGCCGCUUUAUCGAGAAUAAGAAGGUUGCUGCUGCGAUCCCCGGCGCACUCCCUCGUGGAGAACCCGUCAGAGCUAGUGUCAUUGUCGGUACUCCAGGUACAGUGAUGGACAUCAUUCGACGCAGACAGUUAGAUGUCUCUCAGCUCCGCGUCCUUGUCCUUGAUGAGGCCGACAACAUGCUGGAUCAGCAAGGACUCGGGGACCAGUGCCUUCGGGUCAAGAACAUGCUCCCCAAGGACAUUCAGGUCCUUCUUUUCUCGGCCACCUUCCCCGAGAAUGUCAUGAAGUAUGCCAGCAAGUUCGCGCCCAACGCCCAUAGUCUUAAGUUGCAGCGUAGCGAGCUCACGGUCAAGGGCAUCUCUCAAAUGUUCAUCGACUGCCCAGAUGAUAACACCAAGUACGAUAUUCUUUGCAAGCUUUAUGGAUUGAUGACCAUCGGCCAGUCAGUCAUCUUCGUCAAGACACGAGAAAGCGCCAACGAGAUUCAGAGGCGAAUGGUAGCAGAUGGUCACAAGGUCUCUGCACUCCAUGCCGCCUUUGAUGGAUUCGAGCGAGAUGAUCUUUUGUCCAAAUUCCGCCAGGGCGAGAACAAGGUUCUCAUUACCACCAACGUUUUGGCUCGUGGUAUCGAUGUUUCCAGUGUGUCCAUGGUUAUCAACUAUGACAUCCCCAUGAAGGGAAGAGGUGACACUGAACCGGAUGCCGAGACCUAUCUGCACCGUAUUGGCCGAACCGGUCGAUUCGGCCGUGUCGGAGUCAGCAUCAGCUUCGUUUACGAUAAGAAAAGUUUCGAUGCCUUGAGCAAGAUUGCCGAGCAGUAUGGUAUUGACUUGGUCAAGCUCGAUACUGAGGACUGGGAUGAGGCGGAGGAACGAGUGAAGGAAGUCAUCAAGAAGAACAGAGCUCAAGCUUCGUAUGCCCCUAGUGCAACUGAGCCUAAGGCUACCGAGGGUGCCUAGAACUUGCCCGCGUACGGAGUUCAUCCUGGAUUCCAUAAUGGUUUCGGGAACAACGGACCACGCUUUAACGGUAUGGCCUAUGGCGGCAUGAACCAGAAUGGGAUAGUCUACGAUCGCAUGAGGUUUUAAGGCUAUAAUCUCCACAAUACAAUGAUUUGAUUCAGCGGGAGGUGCGAUGAGGCGACCUAUCGCUGUCGCCGGCCAGCGGUUUCUGACCUUUUCGAAAUGCGACAGAGUUAAGAUGGACUGGGGGAUAUUGAGGAUGCAAAUAGGCGAGAAAAGCUAGCUACCCUGUGUCUGUCUUUUGCAGGAUGGAGAUACCAAUAACAAAAAAAGGCUGUCAUCAAAUCAUUGUCCGCAUGGCGUUUCUUCCGCAG